Molecule: messenger RNA, 1225 nt
Organism: Rana temporaria (common frog)
Lineage: Eukaryota; Metazoa; Chordata; Amphibia; Anura; Ranidae
Gene: RGN
Product: regucalcin
Exons: 7
Coding region: 139-1038 (299 amino acids)
Biological process (GO): L-ascorbic acid biosynthetic process
Molecular function (GO): calcium ion binding; gluconolactonase activity; enzyme regulator activity
Source: RefSeq, a predicted model, not a curated record
CUGCAUUAACUUCUGCUUUCUCAAGUCAAGCGGGCUUAUGGUGCAGCUGAGAUUACUGUUACUACAUGUCUCGUUUCUGGACUAAUCAUCAGACUUUGAAACUCCUUCUGAUCUUGUUUUAGGAUAAGGUGCUUAACCAUGUCAUCCAUCAAGAUAGAAUGCGUUGUGACUGAAAAAUACAGGAUUGGAGAGUCUCCUGUAUGGGAUGAUAAAGAAGGAGUGUUAGUGUAUGUUGACAUUACGGGACAGAAGGUCUGCCGAUGGAACCCCAAUACUAAAGUAAUACAGACUGUUAAUUUAAAGGAACCAGUUGGCUCUGUUGGACUUCGAAAGUCGGGUGGCUAUGUGAUUGCCACGGGCACCACUUUUGCUGCCCUGAAUUGGGAAGACCAAUCAGUAACUACUCUUGCCAAAGUUGAUGAAGACAAGCCCAAUAAUCGUUUUAAUGAUGGAAAAGUUGACCCAGAAGGGAGAUUUUUUGCAGGGACUAUGUCGCAGGAAAUCCGUCCUGCAGUUGUAGAAAGAAACCAAGGCUCGCUGUUUACCCUGUACCCUGACCACUCUGUAGUGAAACACUUUGAUAUGGUUGAUAUCUCUAAUGGGAUAGACUGGUCUUUGGAUCACAAAACCCUCUACUACAUAGACAGUCUUUCCUUUGCGGUGGAUGCAUUAGAUUAUGAUGUGAAAACUGGAAAAACCUCAAACCGACGCCAUGUCUACAAAUUACAGCAGGAUGAAGGAAUUCCAGAUGGCAUGUGCAUAGACUCAGAGGGGAAACUGUGGGUUGCUUGCUAUAAUGGAGGACGUGUUAUCCGUGUAGACCCUGAGGCUGGUAAGGUAAUCCAGACUGUAAAGCUCCCAGUAGAUAAGACAACCUCUUGCUGUUUUGGAGGAAAAGACUAUUCAGAAAUGUAUGUGACAUCAGCCUGUGAUGGCAUGGAUGAAGAGUUGACCGCACGCCAGCCUCAGUCUGGAGCAAUAUACAAGAUUACUGGACUUGGAGUGAAAGGAAUUCCACCGACUGAAUUUGCUGGUUGAACAAAACAUGUCAUCAUAAUGCCAUUAUUUCUGUGUCUACCAACAUUAAAGCUACUGAACAUGAACAAAGGAAUACUAUUUACACACUCUCUAUGGCUAAAACUUCCAACAUGUUAUACUUUAUGUAAUGGAAUAACCCUUUCUUUAGUAUUUUGUUACUAAAUAAAUGUGUCUACUAAAAUGGAAA